AUGAACCACAGGACAAUUGACCUGGUCUUAGGUUCUCUUAGUGCCGUCUUCUCUUUCCUGAUCCUACUGCGCCUACGACAGCUUCGCAGAGAGGCUAUCAAGAUCAUCCCAAGAUAUUACGGCCCCUCAUCGCUGACAAUAGUAUGCCUGCUUCUUCUAGCAAGCCUUUCAUCUUUUGCAGCAAAUGUCUCGCAGAGGAAUCCUCAUCACCUUGCAGCGUCAAUUGCUUCCUUCACUGCAACUGCCCUUCUUUGUCCCCUCUUGUACAUGGAACAUAUGCGCUCGGUCAGGCCUGCUGACCUCGCCGUCGUCGUCCUGCUAGUAUCUUUGCUAUGCGAUACAGCUGCUGCACUAAAAGACGGUCUCGAGAAGUGGCUGCUGCCCGCCACCGAGAUUGCUCUGAAGCUUCUUCUAGUCGCCACAGAAAGCCGAAGUAAACAACGGAUUCUUACAAGCCCGUAUAAUUCCCUACCCCCAGAACAGCUCGCAGGCAUUCUAAGCAGAAUAUUCUUCUGGUGGAUCAACCCUAUUCUCGCCCAAGGAAACCGGACAAUACUGUCUGAAGAUACACUUCCUCUGAUCGACGACCAGCUUUCAUCGAAGCAGCUCCGCCAUCAAGGCUUGAAGGCGUGGGAUCAAAGAGCUAGACCUGUUACCAAGAUCACACUACCCAUCUGCCUCGCUAAGAGCAUGCUACCUCAGUUUAUUGCACCAGUCAUCCCGCGAUUAUGCCUUAUCUUCUUUCGUUAUGCCCAGCCAGCUCUCAUUAGCUCUGCGGUUCACAUGCUGGGCAGCCACUCUGGCGGAAGCAGGCAUAUGCUAAUCAUGAAAGCCGCUGUUGUCUACUUCGGCUUAGCGGUGUUUGAAGCAGUUUACCACCAUCGAUUAAACCGACUCAGCAUCAUGACCAAAGGUACACUUGUCGGACUUAUCAAUAACACAGCUCUACGUCAACCAUCGAGCAGCUACAACGAUGGUAUUGCCCUCACUUUGAUCAGCACAGAUACAGAGAGCGUGAUGAGGUUUGCGAGUAUGUUCCAUGAAACUUGGGCACAUAUUCUCGAGGUGAUUAUUGGGAUGGCACUGCUGGCUCGGCGAAUCAGCUGGGCCGCCCCAGUUCCCCUCGUGAUUAUCUUCAUUUGCUCUAGGAUGAGUCGAUAUCUAGCCAAAAACUUGCAAAGUAAGCAGAAAGACUGGAAUGAAGCAACACAAAGACGUAUCUCCUUGACAGCAUCUGCUCUGUCAUCAGUCAAAGUCAUGAAGAUGCUUGGAUUCUCCACAGAGACCGAGGCUUUGCUUCAGAGGCUCCGAGCGCAAGAGCUUGAUAUGGCCAAGAAAGUACGGUGGAUGAUGGUUGCGUAUAAUGCCAGUGCCAAUGCACUUGGGAUAUUCUCUCCUAUACUCACGUUUGUCAUAUUUGUCAUUUAUGCUAACCUACGUGGGUCGACUCUUGAUGCCGAGACUGCAUUCACAACAACAGCACUUCUUGGACUAGUGACCCAUCCUGCAAACAUGAUCAUGACGAUUGUGCCCCGGGCCAUUGGCUCUUUGGCCGCCUUUGGAAGAAUCCAAGACUACCUUGUUCACCCUGGUCGAGUCGAUCAGAGACGCUUGUUAGAGUUCAGCAUAAAGGACGGGGAUUCCUCACCAGUUCUCUGCUUCGAGACUGUCACUGUUCAGUCUUCUUCAUCGCCACGCCCGGUGCUUCAAAACAUCAACCUCGUCGUGAACAAAGGCUCAAUCGUCAUAUGUGCAGGGGUAGUUGGAAGUGGAAAGACAGUCCUCGCCAAGUGCAUUCUAGGCGAAAUCGCAGCUUCAAGUGGGACAGUAUCAGUGUCGUCCAAGCGGAUCGCUUACUGCGAACAAUCUCCCUGGUUACCAAGUGGAACUCUGAAGGAGGCGGUUUGCGGGUUCGGAAAGUUUGAGAAUGACUGGUAUAGACACGUUCUGAAGCUUUGUUGCCUCGAUGAGGAUAUCUCGACCAUGCCGCUUGGGGACGAUACUGUUAUUGGCAGCCGGGGUCUGAAGCUCUCUGGAGGCCAAAGACAGCGUUUGGCUCUCGCUCGUGCUGUGUACGCUAGGUGCGACAUUAUGCUCCUUGAUGACAUCUUCUCUGCUCUAGACAGCAAGACAGAAAGUCAAGUCGUAUUGAACCUCCUAGGAACCCAAGGCCACUUCCGUAAGGCGGGUGUUACAGUUGUCUUAACUUCAAACUCUGCUAAACACUUUGACCUGGCGGACUCGUUGAUCAUUGUCGAGAACGGGAGAGUUACAUACCAAGGGCCACCAAGCGGAAUAGGUGAAGAUGCGGCACAUUUCUGUCAGACGUAUGUCAACGCGGCAGUCCCUGAACCGAGUGACGACUUUACCGAAGUGAAUAAGACUAUCCAGAGCCAGGCUCUAGAAGUAAGCGAGGCUAUGGCUGAUCUGGGUAGAUCAACAGGAGAUUUCUCUCUAUACGGAUAUUAUUUGAGAGCUGUGAAGCCGCGAAACUUCUUUCUUCUUCUCACUUGCACAGCUUCGUACUCAUUCUUUGUGACAUUUCCACAGUAUUGGCUACAAAAGUGGACAGAAUCACCAGCCGCUCAGACGAGAUUCUAUGUUGGAGGAUAUAUCAUCCUUUCACUCCUGGCCUGGGCAGCUACAAAUGGGUCAAUGUGGUCUACUCAUAUGUUGAUUGCACCAAGAUCCGGUGCUGAACUUCACCGGCGCUUAUUGACAACGGUCUUUGGUGCUCCAUUGUUGUUCUUCUCAAUGACAGAGACGGGUGCAAUAUUGAACCGGUUCAGUGAAGAUAUGCAACUCGUCGACAAGAGCCUACCUCCGGCAAUUCUCUCUCUUUCUAACCAGGUCUUCAAGUUACUGGUGCAGGCCACGCUCCUUUUCAGUGCCCAAAAGCUGCUGGCUGCAACGUUGCCAAUCUGCGUUUUGGUCGUUUACGUCGUGCAGCGAGUAUAUUUGCGGACGUCUCGACAGCUUCGUCUGCUUCAACUGGAAUCCCAGUCUGCUGUCUACUCGAGCUUCCUUGAGUCGGUCGAGGGCGUCGCCAGCAUCCGGUCGUUUGGCUGGAUAAAGGGGGCAGAGAACACUAAUAUGGAAUGCCUGGAUAAGUCCCAGCAACCAGCUUACAUACUUCUUUGCUUGCAGCUCUGGCUCAACAUUGUUCUCGAUCUAAUCAUUGCCGCUAUGGCAGUGAUUCUGAUCAGUUUGGCAGUCUUCUUGGAGGGCAGCACGACAGCUGGCCAAAUUGGCAUGUCGUUGAAUAUUGUCCUUGUCGCUAACUCGACACUUCUAGCACUUGUCACUUCUUGGACGAAUAUGGAGAUAUCUCUUGGUGCUAUAUCACGUUUAAAAACAUUGGAGGCUGAUAUUGAAGCGGAAGAACAGACGUCAACUGGAGUAAUAGUCCCUGAUACCUGGCCUUCAUGUGGAGCGGUUGAGGUCCGUGAUCUGACGGUCUCUUAUGAAGAGUUACAUACACCUGCGCUGAAGAAGAUCAACCUAUCCAUUGAUCCGGGUCAGCAUUUGGUGGUCUGCGGUAGGACUGGCAGUGGGAAGAGUACUCUCCUUCUGGCCUUACUUCGUCUCCUCGAUACCCAGUCAGGAUCUAUCAAAGUUGAUGGUAUCGACUUGAGCAUGGUUCCACUGUCCGCUAUACGAGAGCGCUGUUUUAUCACUGUGACGCAAGAUCCAUUUCUGCUCGCCCAGGCUAGUCUUCGCUUCAACUUGGACCCCUCAGGAACUCUUCCCGACAUUAUCAUCUUCAAAGCCCUUGAACGAACUGGGCUCUCGGGACAUUUCGACCCUGAUCAACAAAGAGAGCUGGUAAGCAUCCUGGACGAGCCUCUCGGUUCGUUGCCUCAUAUGUCAACCGGCCAAACUCAGCUAUUUGCCCUGGCCAGAGCUAUUCUCCGAGUAGAGCAUUCUCCAGUGACACGAGCAAAACCCAUCUUGCUUCUGGAUGAGGCGACAUCAUCAGUUGACGGGCUCACGGAGUCUACUAUGCGGGGCAUCAUUAAAGAGGUUUUCACAGAUAAUGGGCAUACCGUGAUUGAGAUUACUCAUCGGUUGUCCGGUUUCGAGGAUAUAGCUAGAACGAUAGGGGAUAGUCUACAGGUGAAAGUAGUUCUUCUUUCGCAGGGGGAGAUUCAGAGCCAGGGAAGAAUCGAGGAUAUGCUGGGUUUUGUGAAUAGACCUUAA
Fusarium redolens is the source of this 4200-nucleotide messenger RNA. Its product is annotated as P-loop containing nucleoside triphosphate hydrolase protein. The transcript has 16 exons. Gene Ontology annotation, biological process: transmembrane transport. The record is from RefSeq and is a predicted model, not a curated record. The coding region runs from base 1 to 4200 and encodes 1399 amino acids. Gene Ontology annotation, cellular component: membrane. Gene Ontology annotation, molecular function: ABC-type transporter activity; ATP hydrolysis activity; ATP binding. NCBI's taxonomy places the organism in Eukaryota, Fungi, Ascomycota, Sordariomycetes, Hypocreales, Nectriaceae.